AAUUAAAAAAAUCUUGAACUAUUUUUUUUUUUACAGGGAUAAAACGAGCUAUACUGGUUAUGCAUGCUUGGACUGUAAUAAGGUAAAGUCAUUUAGAAUGGUUUGGGGUCUAUCGGUUCUGCUCUCUGCCUUUACUGUUAAGGCUUGAUAACAGGCUAAGGAACUUACAAUGGAGAGAAGAGGGUAUCAAGGCACCCCACGAACCAUAAUGACUACAUAUUGCUGUUGUGCUUAUGGUUCUUGAGGCGUUCCUUUAACAUCAGAUUCAUAUUUCACAGUUCACAAUUCCUUUUCACAUAUUUUAUGUCAUGUAGAUGUUUAUGCACCUAUCAAGGAGAUAUUGAAGACUGUGAACACCUACUUGUUUAGAUCAUUUUUGAGGUCUAUACAGCUCUGCUCUUUAUAACUAUUAUCUUCUGUAUCUUUUCUUAUUGAAUGUGAGUUUGGAAGAACUCACACAAGUGUGAUAUAAAGAAAAAAUAUUUAGGAAAAAAAAUACUCUGUGACCACUUUCUAGGGCAGUAAAAUUGUACUUCUCUCCAAAGUGCUGUAUGUGUCCAGUGGACCCACAAAAAGCUCUUUUAGGGCCAACCAUUUUUUUUAAGGUAAAUCAGUCGCAUCACUUGAGAAAUACUGUCACAUGUAUAGACUGAUCCACCCUCACUUCACACCCAAAUGCAAAGAAGAAGAACCAGAUACGUCAUUUUAAUAAUAGCCUUUAAUUGGCCUAUUGUGUACAAAAGAAGUGUCUGCAUUCAUUUAGUGCCGAGAUUGGAAGAGGAGCCAAGACAGGUAUUUCAAUCAAAGAACAUGUUUAUACUAUUUUUUCAAUCAUCCUCUGUUUAACCUCUGGGAGGGCAUUGAUACUUAUCAGCAUGUAAAUUAUCAUCCCCUGUAUAACACUAUUGUUCCAUAAUUCUUUUCUUCCUAGCAAAAUAUAUAUAGUCAUUUGCCAUGAUGCAGUACUUUGGGUCCAUCACAUCUAUCUUUUUAGUGCUGCUCAGCCUGUGUUCAGCAGAUAAUCCUGGGUUGAAAGUCAAGGUGACUAAAAAGGGCUUGGAUAAGGGUAAGUUUUAACUUUGUUGAGUUAAAUCUUUGUACUGAGUAAAUAUUUUUCAAUAUUUUAGUUUCUGCUUGUUAAGGAAUGCACAUUCUGAAAUUAUUGAUAAAAUAAUUGAUAUGUAUUCUCUGCUAGAAAAAUAUUUAUAUUUCUAAUUUUAAAAAAGAAAUUUCACUUCUCUGAAAUGUGUUAAAAUUAAACAUCACCAUUAAAUAUCACCCAUAAAAUGUGUUAACUUUUUCAUGAGAUGUUCAGUUUUCUUUAACAUUUUUACGAGUUAGUAAAUAAAAUUGAAUUCAGUGUAGACAAGUUUCAAUUGAGGAGGAAAAAUAGAUACAUUGUUACAUUUCUUCUCCGUAUGCUUACGCUAUGCUGACUGCCAGGUGCAAAUGACCAAUCGUAUGGCAAUGAUUGACAGUGAGCUAAGAUGGAGGUUCUCAGUUGCAGGAUAAAGAGGUGUAGAUUUCUAAAUGUAAUUGAAUUUUUCACAUUUCACAUACACAUAUUUGUUAAAUAGAGGGAUAUAGAAACAGUAGAAACCCUGGGACUUGACAGAUCCCCUUUAACAAGUGAUACAUCUGUUAUGUGAAUUUGACAUGGUGAUUUAACUAUGUGUUUAUAGAUUGGCUUUGUUUGCUUCAAUACAACAGAAAUCAACCAGUUUCCUUAUUCUACUCCAGGGGAGGCAUCCUUUGGCACUGCAGAUGUUGUGGACAACAUCUGAACCUAAUGCUCUUACAGCCAUAAAGCACCAGGGGAAUUGUAGUCCUUAACCCCUGGAGUGCCGAAGGCUAUCAACUCCUGUUUCACACUGUUUAUUCAUUGAAGUAGGAAUUGAUGAGAAUUGAAAUUUAGCAGUUUAUUACAUAAGCACCUGUUUGCAGGCAUAUUGGAUCAUGUGGUCCUCUGUAUCCAUAGAAACUAAUGAUGAGACACUGGCAAAGAUGUUUUAGUUAAUGUAGAGGUAAUUAGUAUUGACAUGCACACACACCCUGAUUGCACAGGUGUGUCUGAAAAUAAAAAAGUGAUGCUAAUUUUUUUUCAAUAGAUUUAUUUAUUUAUUUUUAAAUCUUAAAAAAAAAAAAAAAAAAAAGUAGAACAUGUUUAGACUUACAAAAUCCAUUUUUUGGAGCUGUACUCAUGUCAUAUUUUAUUGCUUUAUAAUUGUAUGUAUAAAUUAUGGAGUUAUUCACUGAAAACCAUAAUUGACUCAUUUUAAACAGCAUAAAUAGCAGCACUGCUGAUGAAUUCAGUUUGGCUUGGAAGUUAGUUUAAAGAUUAAUUAUAUUUACUAUCGAGGCUUGCAGGCUGGCUUCUGAGAUUAAAGGAAUUCUAUAGUGCCAGGAAAACAAACCCGCUUUCUUGGCACUAUAGGUUCUUACAGUGCCCCCCUCCCUAGUACUCUACUUCCAUUCGGUGCUGAAGUGGUUAAAAUCACACAGAGGCCUGGGGGAGAGGCACACGGAGGGCUAAUGGAGAGAGGCAUACAGAGGGCUCAUAGGGGACAAAGGCACACAGAGAGCUGCGGCAGAGAGAGGCACAGAGAGGGCUUAGGGGGGAGAGGCACACAGAGGGCUGGAGGGAGAGACACACAGAGGACUGGGGGAGAAAGUCACAUAGAGUGGUUGUGGGGUCAAAGAGACACACAAAUGGGGCUGGGGAGGAGAAAGAGACCCACAAUGGUGCUGGGGUGAAGAGACAUAUAGAGGGGCCUGGGUAGGAGAAAAAGACACAGAGGUGCUAGGGGGACAACAAGACACACAGAAGGGCUUGGAAGAGAAAUAAACACACAAAGGGGCUGAGGGAGAGACACACAGAGAGGCUGGGGGGGGGAGAGAUCCAGUAAAUUAUUAAGGGGGAAGAAACACACAGAGGGGUUAAAUAAGGGGAAAAAAACACACGAAAGAGAGUAGCUGGGAGAUGAAAGAGCUGCGCAAAGGGCUAAAAAUAGCACCACCCCCGCCCCCCCACAGCUUUGCUACUGAAUACUUUUAUUAAUAUGUUCUAUCUUUUAUUUUAAGGAGUGGAAUAUGGAAUGCAUAGUCUGAUCUCGCAGUUAAAAGUGACUGCCAUCCCUGCCAUCAAUGGAAGUGUAACCAUGGGAGAGGAUUCAAUGAAUUAUGGAUUUAAAGAGUAAGUAGUGUAAAAAGGUGAUGCUGAUUGAGUAUUUAGUUUAAUUUCCAUGUCCCACAAUUCCUAUUCAGGGUAAAUUGUCAGCAUUUGGAAAAAUUAUCCGUCAGCCAUGCUUUUUUAGUUUGGCUACUUUGACCUGAAAUAUGAAAUUGACUUUGAAUUCACAAAAAUUCCCACUUUAAUGAAUAACCUUGAUUGUUCUUAAUUGAGUUUAAUAAAAUCAUUUUCUGUUCUUUGGAUUAUUUUUUACUAAUUUAAAUUUUUUAUUGUUAUUGUUUUAUUCCAGUACACGGAUUGUGGAUUUUAAAUACUCAAGCAUCUCCUCAACUUUUGUGCCUGGGACGGGUAUACAGAUUACUAUUCAAGGUGGAAGUGCAACACUCACUAGUAAUUGGGAAGUAACUGGCUGGUUGAUGUAAGUAUUACCAAGCAUAACAAGAGCAGAAGAUUAGCCAUGUGCAAACUCCCUCCCUCCAAAAAAUAAAAUAAAAAAGGGUUCGUAUGAAUCAUUUGUUCUAAAUUAUUUAGUUGGUCAGAAAUGCGUUUUGGGCGACAUAAGAGAGCAUCAAAUGCUAUUAAAGGAAUGCUCCAAGCACCAUAACCACUUAAGCCUCUGGUUAUGGUGCAAGAAAUUCCAGGGGACCUCCCAGAGUAAGUCAUCUUAUACCAGUUUGACCACUUAUUGUGUCCAGUCAGCCAUGCAGGGCUCUGCUCGUUGGCUGAGAGUGCUCAGCCCAAGAGCACAGCCCUGCAUAGCAGAGCUUAGCUUACUGGAGAUAACCAAAAGCUCAUUACGGGAGGUAGGAUGGCGCUAGCACCUGGUGAGACCAAGUUAAGUUCUUAACUCUUAAAUGGUUUGACUACUUACUCUGGGAUAGCAGCUGGGGACCCCUGGCACCAUAAUUACUACAGUGGACUGUAGUUGCUAUGGAGCUUGGAGUGUCCCCGUAAAUUAAAAAAAAAAAUGUUUUUGUUAAUUCAGUUCAGAUGACCUCUAUUAACACAUUGAGUGGCUGAGGUGGGCACGUCAUUCUUAUCCAAAUACAGAAUUAAAACAGAGAAAAUCCCAUUUUGAAUUUCCUGGGUUGUCUACUUUUGCAAAUGGUAUGCCAUCAUGUGGGUAAUUUUCAUUCCGUGGCUGCUAUAUGGUCUAAAGCAGGGCUGUCCAACCUGCGGCCCCCCAGAUGUUGCUGAACUACAACUCCCAUGAUUCUUUCAAUGAAACAGACAGCCAGGGAAUCAUGGGAAGCCCUGGUCUAAAGGCAACAUAUGCAAUCUGGCACAUUGUAAUGUGCAUAAACUAAAAAAGGGAAAGUGCUAUAUUUGACCCUGUAAUUUUACAACACCCCAUAAAACCUGUACAUGGAGGCAACUGUUGAAUUUGUGAGAACAAAUCUGAACUCAAAUAAGUGUAUUUUAGUGUAGUAAAAGCUAACAGUAUUAUGACACUAACAUUUAAAAAAAAAAAUGCCAUAUUAAAUUAUGUUUCACAUAUACAUAUUUGAUAUGAAAAUUAAAGCCCUGUUUCUCAUGAACAAAAUGAUAUAUAUAAUAAGUGUGGGUGCACUUAAUAUGAAAGAGGUGAAUUAUGGUUGAAAAAACAUAUAGUGAAAAUUCCAGGUUUUGUUUAAGUUUUGUAUUGAUCAGAACGUGUACUAUUGACUCCGUCCUUACGGGGUUAAAUAAAAAACAAAAUAUAAACAGAAUCUAUUGAAGAAAAACAAACUGUGGAAUAACAGUGCCAACACAAAAAUGUACAAAUAGUUGAACAAGCAAUCCAAAAAUAAAAUAAGUUGUCUACAAAAUGCUUGUGAUUUUAAUGGUAAUUCUUGGUCAGUAGGCACAUGGAUGACUGUAAUAGGGGGUUCAGUUCAUAACAUCUUCAAGGCUGGAGCAAUCCAAAAAUAAAAUAAGUUGUCUACAAAAUGCUUGUGAUUUUAAUGGUAAUUCUUGGUCAGUAGGCACAUGGAUGACUGUAAUAGGGGGUUCAGUUCAUAACAUCUUCAAGGCUGGAACCCUUAACAUAACAUAACACCAUCUGUCCCUAGCCAGCUCCCUUAGAUCGACCACCUCCUUCCCAAUUAUCAUACUCCCCGGUUUUCUGAGAUAUGCCAUACGUCCUUCCUAACCCUAAACAGCACCUAGCCCUAAAUUUUGCAUGCCACCCAAUAUGUAACUAUCAGUUCCAUCCCACAGCUGCUUAAAGGACCAAUAAAUUCACCUGGGUGCAGGGUUAAAUUCACCUCUGACAGCCACUAGACAAGCUUCUUCUUCCAGAAAUGAAUGAAAGCAUUUGAUUGGAGGAGCAUAGCAUUUGUCCAUGCAUGCCUAUUUCUAAUCUACUUCUCUAUGAGAAGCAUUAGGUUGCAGCAGAUGGCCGAAAAUAUCAGCAGGCAUGCUUCAAGCCUGAGAUCACGCUGUUACAGAACUACAGUUCUGCCACUAUAUAUAGAGACAUUCACCCCAAUUUCUCACGUAAGAGCAGAAGUCACACUCCCUGGUUUUCCUCCUGUCCUUCAUCAGGCCCAGCCCCAAAGAGUGCUUUCACUCCAACACACAUGGUGACUGAGCCUCACUAUCAAAGCCACGAGUCCUAGCGGUCACUCUGCCUAAGAUUUUAACCGGUGAUGAUUCAACACCGUGAGUGCAAAAAGAGCGCUCUUUUGACCAAAGGAGGCGAAGGGGAAGAGCUAUCUGGAGAUAUAAGACAUGUGGGGGUUAUUAGUAUUAUUUUGUAAAUUUUGAGGCAACUUGUAAUGGUACCCUGAUGUCUGGGGAAUAUUUAACUUAGCGGUUACUGAUCUAGUUAUUUCUCAGACUCAGAGACACCAGGGCUGGUGUCCAGAUGGAUUUAUGUUGUUCAAGCCAUGGAUCCCCUGUUGGGGUUGUGAGUCUAAAAGAGUGCCUUGUUUCCAAUAAACCAGUUCUUAUUCACCCUCAAAGAGAUGGACCUUUGACACACACAUCCCACACACCCAAAAAUGAAUUGUAUGAACACAUGUCUUUCCUCUUGAAAUGUCUUUCUAACAAUGUGGAUGUUUAGUGGUAUGUUUAUUCAUGUUUCAGGUGAAUUACUGAAAAGAUGAAUUAAAACUUGUCUGAAUUUUUUUGAGAAAAUAUAUAUAGAAAUAAAUCACACACAUCUUUUUUCUUGCAGCACUGAUAGCGGUACUUCUGUACUGACGUUGUCAGAAAUGACAGUCACCUUUAUUUUUGGAAUGCGACUCACCAAAUCAAGCAAACCAUCCAUAUAUACUGUUAGCUGCCAGUCGGAUAUUAUUGGAGUAAAUCUCACAAUGGAGGGGGGAGUUGAGUAAGUUCAUACAUUAUUAUCCUUAUUAUUUUUAUUUGUAUUGGCAGGUUCUUAGUUAAAUGCCAAGAUAGGGAACGUCAUUUUCAGAUUUGGAAUUCAAUCCAAAUAAUCAAUGGACAGCAGACAGGCCAGAAUUUGUUGUGUUGUCUUUCUGAAUGUUUUCCACAGUGGCGUACAUACAGGGGUCGCAGCUGCGACCGGGCCCGUCACUCCAGGGGUACCAGCCUCCAUGUUUUGCGGCCCCAGCUUGUGCGGCAAGCCUCCGGGGCAGCACAUGAAGGAGCACAUUGGGUGGCCCAUGCUGUUAGGGGCACCCGAUGGGUAUGGAUUUCCAGGGGGCCCAGUCAGCGCAGCGGCGCUUUAACAGCGCGACCGUACCCCUGUGAUGAGAUCACUGCUUGGAGGAAGUGACUGCCCCGGUCACUCCUCCCAGCUAUCAGAGAGCCGUGCCGGAGGAAGGAGAGGGAGCCGAAGUGGGAACUCUGACUCCCAUCAACCUGAGCCACCACUGGACCUCAGGGAAAGUCACCCUCCUGCACUUAAAAGGUAGGAAACAGGAGGGUGACUUAAACAAACAUAUGUGUGUAUGUGUUUGUGUGUAUGUGUUAAUGUGUGUGUGUCUGUGUGUGUCUGUCUGUGCCUGUCUGUGUAUGUGGGUCGGUGUGUAUGUGUGUGUGUCUGUUUGUAUGUAUGUAUGUGUCUUUGUUUGUGUGUGUAUGUCUGUCGUAUGUAUUUAUGUUUAUAUGUAUGUAUGUGUCUGUGUGUAUGUAUGGAUGUUUCUUUGUAUGUAUGUGUGUGUCUGUUUGUGUGUAUGUAUGUGUGUGUGUGUGUCUGUCUAUCAGUCUGUAUGUGUGAGUGUGUCUAUCUGUAUGUGUGUGUCUGUAUUUCUGUGUGUCUUUGUAUGUAUGUAUGUGUCUUUGUAUGUAUGUGUACUUUGUAUGUAUGUGUGUCUUGUGUGUGUGUCUGUCUGUGUUUCUGUAUGUCUGUCUGUUUGUAUGUAUGUAUGUGUGUCUGCGUGUAUGUGUGUCUGUAUGUGUCUGUUUGAGUCGGUCUGUGUGUAUUUGUGUGUAUGUAUGUAUCUGUCUGUCUGUCUGUAUGUAUCGCUCUGUUUGUAUGUGUCUAUGUGUGUGUGUGUCUCUAUGUAUGUAUGUGUCUGUAUGUAUGUGUCUGUGACUGUGUGUGUGUCUGGUGUCUGUCAGGGGGAGUAGAGAGCGAGUGGAGGGGGGGGCUACUCCCCCCCAACAGAUACACACACAGUCACAGACACAUACAUACAGACACAUACAUACAUAGAGACACACACACAUACAAGAACACAUAAAGGAACAAUAUAGGGUCAGGAACACAAACAUGUAUUCCUGACCCUGUUGUGUUAAAACCAUCAUCUAGCCCCCUUUCCCCCUAAAUAUAACAUAACUUUAACUUCAUAUCAGUCUGCUGCUGCUUGUUCUGCCCCUGAUCUGCCUGCUUUACUGACAUUAUCAGAAGUGGUGGUCUGUGCCAGUCACAAUGCUUUCACAUAGGAAAGCAUUGGAUUGGCUGAGACUGUCAAGGAGGCAGAUCAGGGGCAAUGCCAGCACAGGCCAAAAACAGCCCUGGCCAAUCAGCAUCUCCUCAUAAAGAUGCAUUAAAUCAAUGCAUCUCUAUGAGGAAAUAAAGUGCAUACAUUGUGUAAUAUCUGGCGCUAAAGUAAAGUGCAGCUAGUUAACGCUGUGAAAUAAACGACAAUAGUUCCACCCUUAUAAUAAAUACAAUCAAAAAUAGAUAGUGAACAGCGCAAAACAAAAGUACUUUAAAAUGUGUAUACACUUCAAACAAGCUGUGUCACACAGUAGUAAUAUGCUCUUUACAAUUCUUUCUCUCACAGUUUUAAUUGAGGCUGAUAACCAACAAGUAAUCUAUUUAUUAUUUGACAUAUGAUCUCAUUUUCCAGACAUAUAGUUGUCUUCUCAUCCCUUCCACCAUGUUUAUAUUAUUUUAUUUACUUCUUCGCAUUUGGAAUGGCAUAUGUGUGUUUUUCUACUUGAUGUGAUUUUAACUUAAUUUCAAUAAAGCUGUAUAUUUUACUUAGAAUUUCCUGUCUAGGGAACUGCUCAUUUGCGUCCAGUCCCCUUUUUUUGUUUUGUACCUCUAUUGACUGGGGUUGCCUCCUCCUUUGGAAUUCUUGCUCCAAUAUCUUAGGCAGCUGCUCUUUGUGUUAUAUACUAAAAUGUCCAGGUGUUCCUAAGAGCCCGGCAGCAUUAGAGCUCAAUUAACACCAAUGUUAACAAUGAUGCAUUGGGGGGCUAUGAUAAGGUUAACUUUAGAGUUAUGUUAGAGUAGGGUUAAUGGGAGGUUGGGAUUGGGAGUAUAGAAUCUUUUAGAGGUAGUUAGGGUAAAGUGGUUUGGGAUUAGGGAGUUUCAUGCUGUGAACUAUUACUUUUCCAGUCAGACAUAGGCUGUUGUUCAUCUACUUUUUGCAUUUCGCUAAUUAUAUCUUUGCCUUUAGCUAUAUUUAUGAUGCUGUUAAAAAGCCAAUGAAGAAGAUGAUCCGCAAAGACAUUAACCAGCAGGUAAAUAAAUUAAGAAGUUACGUUGGGCAUGGUGAUAAAGAAUGGGAAGGUGCUUUGUAUGCUAAAACGUAUUUCCUUGUAUUGUAGCUGUGUUCAUUGCUGAGAGGACAGAUGCAGCGUUGGGAUGAAUCUCUAAGCAACUUAAAUUGUGAGUAGUUUAAAGGCAAACUGUCAAAGAAAUAAUUUCAACCACACCUUAUGGGUUCAGCUCAUAAAACAUUAUUACGUUCUUCAUGUUUAUACUUCCGGUUUCAUUUAAAAUUUGCAGAGAGCAUAAACUAGACUUUUAAUUGUGACUUUUAAAUGGAUAUAUAUAUAUUUGAGAGUAUAGAUUGUAACCAUAUUAGUCCAGUGAUGCAGAUGUAAAAAAAAAAACAGAGGAAAUUAGUAUAUUGUGCCUUUUUUAUUGGACUAACAUAAUAUUGGAAUGACAAACUUUUAGGAAACCCUCACUUUGUUUAGACUUAAAGGACCACUAUAGGCACCCAGACCACUUCAGCUUACUGAAGUGGUCAGGGUGCCAGGUCCAGAUAGGUUUAAGCCUUUUUUCUGUAAACAUAGCAGUUUCAGAGAAACUUCUAUGUUCACCUAUGGGUUAAUCCAGCUUCUAGUGGCUGUCUCAUUGACAGCCGCUAGAGGGCUUCCGCGUUUCUCACUGUGAUUUUCACAGUGAGAAGACGCUUGCGUCCAUAGGAAAGCAUUGAGAAUACUUUCCUAUGGACUGGCUGAAUGCGCGCGCGGCUCCUGCCGCGCAUGCACAUUCAGCCGAAGAGGAGGAGAGGAGGAGGAGAGCUCCCCACCCGGCGCUGGAGAAAGAGGUAAGUUUACCCCCUUCCUCCACCUAGAGCCCAGCAGGAGGGGGACUCUGAGGGUGGGGGCACCCUUAGGGCACUAUAGUGCCAGGAAAACGAGUAUGUUUUCCUGGCACUAUAGUGGUCCUUUAAGAAAUUGAGUUUCUCCCAGAAGCUUGUAAUUCUAAAAUGAUGUUAGUACACUAUAUAUACACACACACAUACACAUACAUGUAAUUCUGCAAUGCUCAUUUCUUAAACCAUCUAUGUUUAAUGCUUAUUAAAUAAAAAAAAUUGUAUCUUUUUUGUUUCUUUGCAGUAAAUGUUUCUAUUGAUAACCUUAUUGGUGUGGACAUGUCCCUUAUUAAUAACCCAGUAUUUACAGAACAGUUUGCAGAAGUAGAUUCAAAGGUAUAGUAUGUGUUGUGAAUUUUGCAAAAACACAAAUAGUAGCACUGGGGAAACCAAGUCAUACUGGGAAACCAAGUCAUACUGGGAAACCAAGUCAUACUGGGAAACCAAGUCAUACUGGGAAACCAAGUCAGUGUUUGUAAAAUGAAAAGUAAAAACUAGGUGAAAUUCGAUGAGAUCAUAUUAUUUACCUGCUCUUUACCAGACUUACUGUACUGCAUAAUUCCUUAAAGUCCUGGGUCUAGCAGAGCAUUCCCAAUUUUGGACUCUGGUCCUUCAUUUCCAAGUUGAGAGUAGAAAUUAUUAUUAUUAUUAUUUUAUUAUUUAUAUAGCGCCAUCAGAUUCCGUAGCUUCAUGUUGUAACGAAAGAAAGAAAACGAACUGACAACAUUUAAAAAAGAAAAGAUCUGCCUAUGAAUGUGCUGCAUCAUUCCCUUAGGGAUGAGGCUUAUUAUGGAUAGAGCAACCAAAUAGAUGAUUGAUUUUCUUGCAUAUUUUACUAUUUGUUCAUUACUAUUUAUUACGUUAUUAGACAUAGAAUAUGCUCUCAAAAAAACUAAUGAAAUAAAAAAAAUGAAAAUUAACAUUGUCCUCUUUCUCUAGGCUAUGUUCUACUCAUCUGUUAAUAAGACCAACACUGUUGUCCGUUCAUCAGCCAUGUCUCUUGAUUGUCAAGCUGAUUCCAUGCUCUGUGCUGGAAUAUCAGAAGCCUCGCUGAAUUCCGUCAGCCUUGCUUACUAUUCUGGAGGUGGCUUUUUCUUUCACCUGUCAAGACUCCUUGUAAGUACUCGCACCAGUCACCAAGGGUAGAGGUGGGCCAGAUUUCAUAGCCAUUGUUUGCCUCUUCUUUUUCUUAAAUUACUUUUUGCAUUAUUGAAUUGUGAAACACACAAAACAUCCCCAUGCUAACGAUAAAAAUAAAUAUACAUUUGUACAGCAGUAAGUUAGUUGGAGGUUCACUCUCUGAUGAUUUGGGCAGGUUUAAUUAACAAAAAAUGUUUUAAAUCAAAAUAAUUGAAAUUCACACAAAGCAAAAAUGGAAGUUUUAAUCCACCCAUAAAACAGAGGCUAUAGAUAUAUGCUACCAUGCUUAUCAUCUCCAAUUUUGUUUGCAGGAUUUUCACGGUAAAACUAAAUCAAAGAUAUCAGGUCUAUUAGCAGAGGUCAGUAUAAAAGUUAAAAGUGUAAUGGACAUGCAGUUCGAGGGCCUGAAUUGUUGGGCAUUUCAGUAAUGUACUUUUUUGUUCUCUUGUUUUAUACGUUACCAUCAGCUUUCUCAGCAUUUUUCAAAGCCGAAAAAAGAGUUUGUUUCGUUAUCAGCUUCCAAAGCUCCUACCGUCAUUCUGCUACCAAACAAUGUGACAGUGGGAUUUUCUGGGUAUCUUAAUGCUUAUGUCCUACUUCCAAAAUCCAAAAGAGAAAAUCUUUUUACUGCACACAUGGUAAGUUAUCAAAUAUAAAAGGUUGAAUGAAAUCUUCUUUAGACAACUCACAAGUAGGGUUUAGGGGAUGAAUCUCCUUAAAAUUAGUUAUCAUGAUGGUGUUUUCACGACACUUUUCUGUACAAACAAAAAUCAAACACAAAAAAAAAACACGUGAAGGAGUUGAUUCUGCAUAAAAAUGUAUAGCAUACUGUUUUAAUAAUUUCUAUAUGACGUUUGGAGAAAUUAACUGUAGUGGAUCACCUGAUAACCUGACCGGUUACCUACGCUAGUUCCCUUCCUUCAGCCGAUCAGGAACCAUGUAGAAUGUAAAGAGACUAAUUCCCACCCAGUAACUGGACGACACACAGUUCUGGAGGUACAACAACACUUUAUUUGUCACACUCUGCUCACACACAACAACAGUGCCCCCUCCCAGGGGUCCUAGCGUGGCACAGGAACUCCAGUUCCUUUGUCCCCUGUUCCGGCCAUCCAAAUACAGGGUCCCUGACUUCCAGUGACAUUGGGUCUUCUUCCCAAGAUCCUUUAUGCCUGGGAGCCAAAGCGCAGGAGAGGUAGUGGGGGUCGUUGACCCUUUGUCUACGAGGCAUAGAAAGACUGCCAAACCAGCCAUAGUCCCCAAAGAAUGCCCACACCAACCUCAUAAUGGUAUCUGUCAUGAACAGCCUCUGUUCGCAGGGUCCCUGUGUGAAACCACGCAAGGGAAGGGUCUCCUUUCGGGAUACAAUUGGUGUUUGUUUAUAUGAACGGCGGCCACCCUGGGGAAGCACUCAUUAAUUACUUCUCUUGCGGUUUUACACUUUGUUGCGAGUUGUUAGCGUUCUUAUUGAUUGGUGUGAACAUUCUAAGGGGCACUGGGGAAGUCACCGUUCGUGAACCGAACAGGGGGAAGUAGUUCACGAAUGCUCCCCCUCGAUGGCGUUCAUCUAUACGAACUAGCGGCUGCCCAUGGGAGAGCAGGCGUCAAGGCUUCCCUUGCGGAUUUGGCAUAAGGUCGAGGCGGGAACAUUCUAAUGAGCGUUAUAAAUGGGACUUCAUUCGCCUGCCGAACGGGGAGCAGGCAUUGCACAUGAUAGGAUUGGGAAAGGAUGGGGAAAAUACACAUAAGAGGGAAAAGCAAUUCACUGCCCUCCAGCGGUCCCGCCACAUUAGCUUCCUGUCAGGGGUUGCUUUGUGUGACAUUGCAUAUCUCAGUGUGUUCGAAGUUCAAAGUAUGUUGUUAAAGGUUAAAAACAACAACAACCUUUAUUGAAAACAGCGUUUUUAUACCCCCAACAUCUCCAUUUACAUUCAAUAGUGUUACAGUGGUUCACACUGCAAGUGGAAAGAGGAAAUAGAUAUUUUAUUUUUUAUUUUUCCUUUCCUUUUUAGUCUCUCUCUAUGCUGACUGCCAGUUGCAAAGAAUAGGGUUUUUAUUUUUAAACAAUGUCUGACAGGGAGCAAAUAUGGAAGUAGUCACUCAGGAUAAAGAAGUGUGGAUUUCUACAGUUAAUUUAAUUUUUGACACCACACAAAUAUAUAUUUGUUGAAUAUAGGGAUAAGUACACAUAAUAUUAAAAAUCCAGGGAAGUGACAGUUCACCUUUAAACCCUUAAGGACACAUGACAUGUGUGACAUGUCAUGAUUCCCUUUUAUUCCAGAAGUUUGGUUAAAAUUCUAGGUCAAGAAAGUAAAAUGUGAAAAAUUCUCCAAGUCAGCUAGAUUUUCGACAAUUCACAUGUUAACGAAGAACCCUCUAAGAAUCACCAAUAUUUCUGGGCAUCCUACAUCAAUAGGUAACAUAACAGAAUGCAUUUGUGCUCUUAUUCAUGUUCUCCUAUUCAAUGCAGGAUAUCAGCGUCAGUGCAAAGUUAUCUUUAUCAGACAGUAAUCACAAGUCUGGACAGAACCUCACCGGAUCUGUAAGUCUAAACAGGUGAGAUCAUACUGUAUUUUAAAGCUAUUAUCACUUGGUCAACAUCUCAAAGAUGAAAAUAAAACCUUGCAAAUAAAAAUAUAUAUGUGUUGUAAUGAUGAAGGUAUAGGUAUACCAUUCAGGUGUUUACAAGUGACUCUUUAUAAAAAAACACCCUUCUUUAUUUCACAUGUUCUUCAGCAGAUUAUUUUAUUUUAACAACAAUAAUAACAUCUUCAUUUCUAAAUUUUAUAAAUUUGAAAUGCAUUCAAUUCAAGUAAAACUGUUUAAAAGUGUGGUCUCAUUCUCAUCAUAGACAUCUAAGUCAAUGGAAUAGAGGUCUAUGUUUAAGACUGAGUUAUGGUGAGCAGGAGAACCCUCCGCCUGCUCUCUGUUAUGACAAAUUCAACUCAUGUAUUGUGUUAUCAGUCACAUUCCUCCAGCAAACUUGUCACUCCAUCCUGAUGUCAAUGCACUGAGCAAUGAUGCCAGUAACAGUCCCAGAUGCGAAGGAUUCCAUCACCUCAUGUGUGAGAGCUGGAUGGUAGAUUAGAUCUUGUGAUGGCUAUCUCUUUUCCUCUUUACUUAUCUCUUUCUGUAAACAAUGGUGGAGAAGGUUUUAUACCAGUGUGUCCAUAAAGAAAGAAUCACACUGUGAAUACAUAGUCUACAUUCACAAAUCCUACCAGUUAUCUCAAUGAGCUUCUAGAACUAUAUCAAGUUGUUCCUUCACUGCAUCUGGUAUUACAUUCCCACACUAUACAUGUAGGUCAAACUGUGUUCAAAUGAAGAUUCUUAGAUGCAGGAAUGUAAGUUAAACUGGGCCUGAGGAAAAAGAAGGACGCAUAUCCAUUACUAUAAUAAUCUAUAUAUUACAUAAUACUUUUUUUUCCCAAUACACCUAACCAGUGUUUGUAUUCUUACAGAUUUGAGUUAAAACUGGAACAGAUUGAGUCAGAGGUAAGUGGGGCUCGAGGUCCAGAUAUGUUUUUUUUUUAUUUAUUUUUUAUAUUGUUCAAUAAGUUAGAAUCUUGAUUCUAAGAAUCCCACUCUAUUUUAGUACAAAAAUAGAAAAGAAGAGAUUAAGAAGAUUGUUGAAGAGGACUUGAUAACACUGAUAAAUGGUAAGUACUGUAGAACCACAUAUACACAUAUAUCUAUAAAUAUAUCCAACUUCUGUUGUAACUGUUAAUCUCACGUUCUGUUUUUGCCCCCUCCAGAGAAACUAAAGGUUGGAUGGAAUAUUCCAUUUCAUUUAGUGAACAAUACGUCUUCAGAAAUUAAACAGGUGAGAAAUGUUACACAAAAUAUAUAUUAGGUAGGUAAAACAAUUUGGAUUUCCAAUGAGGAAAAUCAGGCAUUAACCUAACAUUCUUCAUUUUUAGGAAUAGCAGGGCCUAUACUCUAAAAUGUCUUGCUUAAUAAUGUCCAUUCUUUUGUCCGAACAGGGGUAGAGAAAGAGUGUCCCAAGCUCUCUGGCCCAAAUUCAAAUAAUGUCCAAUCCAAAAAUAAAGGAGCAGGGAUGGGAAUAUUUUUGAGUUUGUUGGGUAAAGACUCAUAUCCACUUGGAGUGUGAUGUAGAUUAUUGUUUUCUUUAAAUCAGUGGACUGAAUAUUCCAUAGUUCGUUGCUCUAGGAGCCAGACAACUGAGCAUAAUCUGUCCUCUAUUGGGCUAGGGUAUUCCUUAGCCAAGAAUUAACCAUUACCCUUAAUAUCACAUGCCAUGGGGUGGAAGAAAGGGUAGGUGACACAUUGGGUGGAAGAAGUGGGGGAUAUUCAUUUAAGUAUGCACUUCCUAUUAGUACUGCUUGGACACCCUCAGCUGCAACAUACUAAAAUCAUUAAGUUAUUAUUAGCUAGUUAUGUUGAAUUGAGAAUAUUAGGUUCUAAAAACUGUUUAGUUUUUUCUUUUAUCCAAUGGCCCCUUUUUUCUAUUUUCUCUUGUGAGUCUUAGUUAGAUUUCUUCACCAGAGAAUUAUGUCUUCCUUUUGCAAUUGAAGUAUCCCAAUAUUAGUAGUUGACAUGUGUCCAUUGAUGUCAUAGAUACAGUUUUCAGAAGGUCUAAAUAAUAGACAUGUGCAAUUUGUUUAGUUCAAAAUCGAUUGCCCCCUUUAUUCGUUCUUCUAAGGGAAUAAUGGGCAUUAGAAUUUCAAAAAUGAAACAAAAACAUUUUUGGGAUUGAAUUCAGUUAGUCUGAAUUGAUAUUUUCUGAAUUUUGGAUGAACCGAAAUUAAAAGAAUUAACAAACUGAAAUGGAACAAAAAAAUUGUUUUCCCUGUGGACAUCUCUACUAAAUAAAAAAAUUGCUCUUGAUCUAUGCAUAUGCAAGUAAUGUGGCAGUCAUGAAUAAGUUAAAAACAAGUUGAGCAAUCCAAAGAUUAAACUGAAUAAAAUAUGAUUGUGACAAAUGAUUAAAAAAAAUACAUAUUAAUUAUGGUUAUAUCUUGUUUAGGUUUUAAUCCAUGGUUUGAAAACACACAGUUACUGUAAGAAGAGAGCAUUAUUAUUUAUUGUAACAUUUUUGUUUUAUUUUUGUCACUAGGGUUUUUUGGUGCUGAACUCGGAUCUGAUCUUUGAAUCUGUGAAAAACAUUUUUUGAUGGCGAAGAAUUAAAUGCCCUCAAAUUUACAACAAACAGCUUUCAGAAGGAUUUGGACAGUAAUCUAAUAUAAGCAAAACAUUGUGUGUAUCAACAGAAAGCCAUGAGGACUAUAGAUACACUAUAAAACACUCAAAUCCAAAUGAGAUAUGUUGUAGCAUUUUUUAAUAUUAAGUUACAGUAUUUAUGUUAAUUAAUAUUUGUGAGAAAUAUAGUGUAAAAAAUAUUUCAACAGAUUAAAAAUGUAAAAAGAAUAGAUGUGUUGCAGUAUACAGUGAUGGGUUUUUACUGAACAAACAAUACAUAUUAAAAUAAAAGCUUUCAAGA
This is a messenger RNA of Pelobates cultripes (western spadefoot toad), 16522 nucleotides long. The record is from the annotation of a GenBank genome assembly. NCBI's taxonomy places the organism in Eukaryota, Metazoa, Chordata, Amphibia, Anura, Pelobatidae.